Peronospora farinosa is the source of this 399-nucleotide messenger RNA. The record is from the annotation of a GenBank genome assembly. NCBI's taxonomy places the organism in Eukaryota, Oomycota, Peronosporomycetes, Peronosporales, Peronosporaceae.
AUGGCGUCCCUCGAUCCCGACCGGAACCCAGGGUGCACUUUAAACGAACACAAACGUCGUGAUCGUAUCUUUCUUAGUAAGGAAUAUCUUUGGCGAAAAGGUGCGACUGCUUCCCAGCUUCGCCAACUUUUGGCUGCUUUCCGUGAUUCAAAACGCCUUUUUGCACUAGACUCGAGCGUCGACUACGGGAGUCUCGCCAAGCAUUUGACGUUUUUAACUCGGCUCUUCGAGACCGGAACUCUCUCUCCGCAUUCGACUUGGCCGUUGGUAAUUUUGAACAAUCUUCUUGUCACUUUUUUUCGGGCUCCUGCUUCAGCCAAGCUGAAACUGAAAAAUUUGUCGGUUGAAACACCGAAAGGGCUUUCCAAGGACCCUCACCCAAGCUCAAGUCAAUUCUAA